Molecule: messenger RNA, 2416 nt
Organism: Bactrocera oleae (olive fruit fly)
Lineage: Eukaryota; Metazoa; Arthropoda; Insecta; Diptera; Tephritidae
Source: RefSeq, a predicted model, not a curated record
GGAAUUUGUGUGUGCGUUAUACGAGAAAUUUGUGAUUAAUUUAUAUUAAACAAAAUUGAGGUUAUAUUUUGGGUGCUUUGGUUGACCAUGAUAGUCUGUCUGUCUGUCUGUCUAUUGCAAAUGCAAUGCCAACCAGGCUGACUUGUAAAUACGCGUGUAUGAAUAGUUGGUGCGGGGAAGAGCACAAGUAGUGAGAGUAGAUUGCUUCGUUGUCAAUCAUGUCGCGUAGAAAAGACCACGAGGAGACAGAUAAACAAACGCGUAUUGCUAUAGUUAGCGAUGAUAAAUGCAAACCAAAGCGUUGUCGUCAGGAGUGCAAGAAAUCAUGUCCUGUAGUGCGUAUGGGAAAGCUUUGCAUUGAAGUCACGCCUACUUCCAAAAUUGCAUCUCUUUCAGAAGAACUUUGCAUAGGUUGCGGUAUUUGUGUUAAGAAAUGCCCAUUUGAGGCCAUAACAAUCAUUAAUAUACCCAGCAAUUUGGAGAAACAUACAACUCAUCGUUACGGCAAAAACUCCUUCAAACUCCACCGUCUCCCAAUUCCACGACCUGGUGAAGUGUUAGGAUUAGUUGGUCAAAACGGUAUUGGCAAAUCGACCGCUUUAAAGAUACUCGCAGGCAAACAAAAACCUAAUCUGGGAAGAUAUAGUGACCCACCAGACUGGACAGAAAUUCUAGCAUAUUUUCGUGGUUCAGAAUUGCAGAACUAUUUCACAAAAAUAUUAGAGGAUAAUUUAAAAGCGUUGGUAAAGCCGCAGUAUGUUGAUCAGAUACCUAAAGCGGUCCGUGGCUCUGUUGCGGAAUUACUCGACAAAAAAGACGAGCGCCAAAAUCAGCACGAAAUCUGUGAAAUGUUAGAUUUGCUGCAUAUACGAGAUCGUGAUAUAGCACAGUUAUCGGGAGGAGAACUGCAACGCUUCGCUAUUGCUAUGGUGUGCAUCCAGGAUGGUGAUAUUUUCAUGUUCGAUGAACCAUCGUCUUAUUUGGAUGUUAAACAACGUCUAAACGCCGCUUUAACAAUCAGACAUUUAUUGCACCCAACAAAGUUCAUUAUUGUGGUGGAGCACGAUUUGUCAGUCUUAGAUUACCUCUCUGAUUUCAUUUGCUGUCUCUAUGGCGUACCAGGUGUUUAUGGCGUGGUUACUAUGCCUUUCUCGGUACGUGAAGGCAUCAACAUUUUUCUGGACGGAUUUGUGCCGACCGAGAAUAUGCGUUUCCGUACUGAAUCGUUGACUUUUAAGGUAUCUGAAUCCGCUACCGAAGAGGAAAUUAAACGUAUGAACCACUAUGUAUAUCCUGCCAUGAAAAAGACAUUGGGUAAAUUUGAAUUGACCGUGGAGCAAGGCCAUUUCAGUGAUUCGGAAAUUCUUGUGCUAUUGGGGGAAAACGGUACUGGCAAGACCACAUUUAUUAGAAUGUUGGCCGGUAAUUUACAACCAGAUGAAGAGGUUGAUUUGCCAGUUUUGAAUAUUUCUUACAAGCCACAGAAAAUUUCACCAAAGUUCCAAAAUUUGGUGCGUCAUUUGUUGCACGACAAAAUUCGUGACGCCUACGUGCAUCCGCAAUUUAUUGCGGACGUUAUGAAGCCUAUGAAAAUCGAGGAAAUCAUGGAUCAAGAAGUACAGAAUUUGUCUGGUGGUGAAUUGCAACGUGUUGCUUUAGUUUUAUGUCUGGGAAAGCCAGCUGAUGUGUAUCUGAUCGAUGAACCGUCCGCUUAUCUAGACUCUGAACAACGUUUAGUAGCGGCUAAAGUCAUUAAGAGAUUCAUUCUACAUGCGAAACGCACAGGCUUUGUUGUAGAGCACGAUUUCAUCAUGGCUACUUACCUUGCGGAUCGCGUUAUUGUGCUCGAAGGUCAACCCUCAGUGAAAACUACUGCUUUCUCACCGCAAUCUUUGCUAAAUGGCAUGAAUAGAUUCCUGGAACUCUUAGGUAUUACUUUCCGCCGAGAUCCCAACAACUUCAGGCCACGCAUUAACAAAAACAACUCGGUUAAGGAUACCGAACAAAAACGUUCCGGUCAAUUCUUUUUCCUGGAGGAUGAUGCCGGCAAUUAAACGGAUAUACUAUCCAAUGGAAAUACAUUGCAUUUGCACUCGGAACCGUAUAUUGUUUAGACAUAAAUGUUUUUAUGCAUUCAACAGUUUUGUAAGCUUUACAAAAAAAAGGCGAAACAAAAAAACAUAGCUCAACCCAACCAAAUUUUGGUUUAUAUUAAGUGCGGAUUUAUAUUUUUGUAAUGUUUUUUUUGCUUGAUACCAAUUUUGUCUUGUAAUGUUAUCUAUAUUCUUCAAGCAUUACAGAGUUUUAUGUUACAAACUAUUUUAUACAAUUUUUCAACAAUACUAAAAUCGGAAAAUUUGUAAUAGAAAAAUAAAUUGUUUACAAAAGCGAACUAAGAGCCGACAAGAUGCAUAAA